AUGUCCAAGGGCUUUUCGGCAAACAUGAAUUUCUACCCGGCACCUCCGGUCAUCGAGGCCAGAAUCUGGGUCCGCAUCCCGGACGAGCUGCGGUGCACGGGGCAGGCGACAGAAUGGAAGGGCGGGUCGGCGUUGCCUUUCUCGGGCAUCUUCCUGGAAGGCCCGACUGCGGACAGCCAGGGAAACGUCUUCGUGACGGAUAUUCCGUACGGGCGUAUCCUCAAGAUAGACGCCGAGAAGAAGGUGUCCGAGUGCGUCCGGUACGACGGCGAGCCGAAUGGCAUGGUUCUGCGGGACGAUGGACUGAUUGUUGUGGCGGACUACAAACAGGGCCUCCUUCUCUUCGAUCCCUCGACGCAGACCAUCUCACCGCACCUCACCAGGCGCAAUCUCGAGCGCUUCAAGGGUCCAAAUGAUCUCAUCAUCUCAAGCACCGGCGAGCUGUUCUUCACGGAUCAAGGUCAAACUGGGAUCACAGACCCAACUGGAGCCGUCUACCGCCAGUCUCAUGGAAGCAAGCUUGACUGUUUGCUUAAUAACGGCGUGUCGCCGAACGGGCUGGCGCUGACGCCCGACGAGCGCUUCCUCUACGUGGCAAUGACCCGGGCCAAUGCUGUGUGGCGACUGCCUCUGAAUGCAGACGGCUCAACGACAAAGGCUGGCGUCUUCUUUCAAUCAUUUGGCAAUGCGGGACCCGACGGGCUGGCAGUGGAUGAGGAGGGGAGUCUCUUUGUCUGCCACCCCAGUCUCGGAUGCGUCUUUGUUGUGGACAAAGACGGUAUUCCGAAAGCCCGCAUUGUUGGAGAUGCACGUGGCGGGAAGAACUUGACCAAUUGCACAUUCGGCGGACCAGACAACAAGACGCUGUUCAUCACGGACAGCAUGGAAGGGAACAUCCAAGUUGUUGAGUGGCACUGUGCUGGAGCGCUCCGGCCUCACGCUUCGAGACAGAAAUAA
Messenger RNA from Lasiodiplodia theobromae, 957 nucleotides. RefSeq names its product Gluconolactonase precursor. Bases 1 to 957 code for a protein of 318 amino acids. The record is from RefSeq and is a predicted model, not a curated record. NCBI's taxonomy places the organism in Eukaryota, Fungi, Ascomycota, Dothideomycetes, Botryosphaeriales, Botryosphaeriaceae. The transcript is spliced from 2 exons.